This is a messenger RNA of Bursaphelenchus okinawaensis, 312 nucleotides long. NCBI's taxonomy places the organism in Eukaryota, Metazoa, Nematoda, Chromadorea, Rhabditida, Aphelenchoididae. The record is from the annotation of a GenBank genome assembly.
AUGUCUGGACGUGGAAAGGGAGGAAAAGGUCUCGGUAAAGGUGGCGCCAAGCGUCAUCGCAAAGUGCUCCGUGAUAACAUCCAAGGCAUCACCAAGCCCGCCAUCCGCCGUCUGGCUCGUCGUGGUGGUGUAAAGCGUAUCUCCGGCCUCAUCUACGAGGAGACCCGUGGUGUGUUGAAGGUUUUCCUAGAGAACGUGAUCCGUGACGCCGUCACUUACUGUGAGCACGCCAAGAGAAAGACCGUGACUGCCAUGGAUGUGGUCUAUGCUUUGAAACGUCAAGGCAGAACUCUGUACGGUUUCGGUGGAUAA